AAAAAAACACUUAAUCACUCAGGACCUUCCUUGGAUGUUAGUUUUUAAAUGUAAUUUUUACUUUUAUUUAUUCAUGGGAACCCAUUGAGACCAGGGUCUCAUUUACGAUGGUGCCCCGAGGACAACAACACAACAAAUGAAAAAUGAUAUCUAAAAAUAAACUUAAAAUGACAGAAUCAACACCACAGGUUCAAACACCACAAAUACAGUUAUUUACAUUCAAUCUAAACAUUUGCAAUUCUCAAAAAAUGAAUUCAACAUUAAAGUCCUAAACUGCCCUAGAGGCACCCGAGUCAAGUUUUAGGGAGUUCUGCAGGAUAUUCCCAAAAUUAAAGGCACUAAAACUGAAGGCGGAUUUACCUAGAUUGGUGCGUACUAGUGGAACCUUGAGAGUUAACCAUCUUUGUAAAUGGUUUCUCAUAUUAGAACAUUUUAACAGUGAAGUGAGGUAGAUUGGACCCUUGUGUAGUAGAUAUUUCUAAACAAAAUGGGAGUAGUGAAGUGAUCUACAGGACCUUAAUGAGGACCAGCUAACCUUUUGAUACAGGAUGUGGUGAUGCAUAUUUAAACUGUCACCUGUGACAAAGUGAAGGGAGUGAAGGUAGACGGCAUCCAAAGGUUGAAGAGUAGUAGCUGCUGCAUUCUGGUAAAUGGUCUCACCAUAGUCAAGAACUGGCAGGAAGGUUGACUGUAGAAUCUGCUUCCUGCUGUUUAGGGAGAGGCAUAAUCUAUUUCUGUAAAUGAAGCCCACUUUAAAUCUCAGCUUCUUAAUAACUAGCUCAUCAGUAUGUUUUUAAAAAUGUUAAUUUAUUGUCAAUCUAAAAGCUCAGAUUCAUCUGUGUUCAGGUACUCCAGAACUCUAUGUGGACCAACAGGAAGUGACUGGAGAUGAAGGGGGGAGUGUCAUUGUAAAUUGUUACUAUAGUAACACUGGAAAUAUGAACUGGUGUAGGAUUGGCAGUGUCUCCUGUGUGUGGAAAAUUUCUGGGACUCCAGAUGGAACAUCAGUGACCCUACAGCAGACCACUGAUGCCACCAGAAGAAAUGUCUUAAUGGUGACUAAGGGUGGACUGAAGAUGGAGAACACUGGCUGGUACAGGUGUGGAGUGGGAGACCUUAUAAUGCCUGUUCACAUCACUGUCAGACAACAAACCACCACACAAAGUACCACCACUAUGACCACAACCCAAGCUCCAACCACUGAACAAUCCUCUUUCUCUCCAACUGCUGAGCCUGUUCAGACUGACAACACAGUCCAACGACCUGAGGGGAGCAAGGAGAAGGUCGCCAUGAGUGUGUCUUGGGUUUUCAGCCAGCCCUGGCUCUGUGGACUCUGGGCCAGACGAAGGUUCCUGCGGUUGAUGAGUGGUUCCUAUGCGCAUAAGCUGGUGUCUCAUGUGAGAAUCCAGCGCGCCGUCCAUCGUCAAAUGGAACAGGCAGACUGCCACCGCAGUGAGAACCCUGUGUUCCACCCUGGGGAUUGUGUCUGGCUCUCUACCAGGAACCUCCCACUCCACCUGCCCUGCAAGAAACUGAGCCCCUGGCCGGUGGUUCCUGAUCCCCUAGUUGAUGCUGUCCCCCACGACACCCCAGCACCACUCCCUGGACAUCAAGGGCAGUCUGGCGUAUGCUGUCAGAGCUCUACUGGACUCCUGGCGUCGUGGGGGUCGGCUCCAGUAUCUGGUGGACAGGGAGAAGUAUGGACCAGAGGAGCGACGCUGGGUUCUGGUGGAGGACUUUCUGGAUCUCAACAUCAUCUGUGAUUUCCACCUUCGCCGCACGGAUUGACCCGCUCCUCGUCCUCAGGGUCGUCACACUGCGGAGCCGCGUGUCAGAAGGGGGGGUCAGUCACCUAUACUCUGGCUCCUCAUCCCCGGCGGGCGACGUUGCCGGAAUACUAACCACCGGUCCUGGGAUUCAUCAUUACGCACACCUGGCACUCAUCAUGAUUCACACCUGGACUUACCUGCCCUUUAUAGGUCCCUCCCUUUGUUCAUUCCUCAGUUGGUAUUAUUCCUGUGUUCAUGUAUUCCGCCUCUGUUAUGUUGUCUCGUUACUUGGUUGUUUUAUUAAAGGUUUUUCCUGCA
Molecule: messenger RNA, 2087 nt
Organism: Oncorhynchus gorbuscha (pink salmon)
Lineage: Eukaryota; Metazoa; Chordata; Actinopteri; Salmoniformes; Salmonidae
Exons: 4
Coding region: 939-1763 (274 amino acids)
Source: RefSeq, a predicted model, not a curated record